Molecule: messenger RNA, 3096 nt
Organism: Pezoporus occidentalis (night parrot)
Lineage: Eukaryota; Metazoa; Chordata; Aves; Psittaciformes; Psittacidae
Gene: KLHL12
Product: kelch like family member 12
Exons: 10
Coding region: 233-1690 (485 amino acids)
Molecular function (GO): protein binding
Source: RefSeq, a predicted model, not a curated record
AUUCUGUAGGGAAAUUCCCUCCUUCUCCUUAUUCUUUCAGUGAGCACAAGAAGAGAAAGGACAAAUCUCUGCUGAAAGCCCCCUGAUAGAUCACGGUUUUUUUAAACGCUGCUGAGCAUUGCUGGCUUUUUGACCACAUUCCUGAAAAAUAAACCUCUGUCUCCCUUGUGAUUUACAGCUCUCAGAGAAAGACAAGCCCUAUGUGGAUAUCCAGGGCCUGACAGCCUCCACCAUGGAAAUCCUGCUGGACUUUGUGUAUACAGAAACUGUUCACGUGACAGUAGAAAACGUCCAAGAGCUGCUCCCAGCGGCGUGUCUGCUCCAGCUGAAAGGUGUGAAACAAGCUUGCUGUGAGUUUCUAGAAAGCCAGCUGGAUCCAUCAAAUUGUUUGGGCAUUCGGGAUUUUGCUGAGACACACAAUUGUGUUGAUCUAAUGCAAGCUGCAGAGGUCUUCAGCCAGAAACAUUUUCCAGAGGUGGUUCAGCAUGAAGAGUUUAUCCUCUUAAAUCAAGAAGAGGUUGAAAAGCUCAUCAAGUGUGAUGAAAUUCAGGUGGACUCUGAAGAGCCGGUUUUUGAGGCAGUUAUCAACUGGGUGAAGCACUCGAAGAAGGAGCGGGAGGCGUCGCUGCCCGAGCUGCUGCAGUACGUGCGAAUGCCGCUGCUCACCCCCCGCUACAUCACAGACGUCAUCGACACCGAGCCAUUUAUACGAUGCAGUCUGCAGUGCAGAGACCUCGUAGAUGAAGCUAAGAAAUUUCACCUUCGGCCCGAGCUCCGGAGUCAGAUGCAAGGACCUAGGACAAGAGCACGUCUAGGAGCUAAUGAAGUCCUGCUUGUGAUCGGCGGCUUUGGCAGCCAGCAGUCACCUAUUGAUGUAGUGGAGAAAUACGACCCGAAGACUCAGGAGUGGAGUUUCUUGCCAAGCAUCACCCGUAAGAGGCGCUACGUUGCCACAGUGUCCCUGCACGAUCGCAUCUAUGUGAUCGGGGGCUACGACGGUCGCUCCCGGCUCAGCUCGGUGGAGUGCUUGGAUUACACCUCAGAUGAGGACGGUAUCUGGUACUCCGUGGCUCCGAUGAACGUACGGCGAGGCCUGGCAGGAGCCACCACCCUUGGAGACAUGAUCUAUGUUUCCGGUGGGUUCGACGGCAGCCGGCGGCACACCAGUAUGGAGCGCUACGACCCCAACAUCGAUCAGUGGAGUAUGCUGGGAGACAUGCAGACAGCGCGGGAAGGCGCGGGGCUUGUUGUAGCUAAUGGAGUUAUCUACUGCCUCGGGGGCUACGAUGGGCUGAACAUCCUGAAUUCUGUCGAGAGGUACGAUCCCCACACUGGACACUGGACGAAUGUCACCCCGAUGGCCACUAAGCGCUCAGGGGCUGGAGUGGCUCUGCUGAAUGACCACAUUUACGUGGUGGGCGGGUUCGACGGGACGGCACAUCUCUCCUCUGUGGAAGCCUAUAACAUCCGCACUGAUUCCUGGACCACUGUAACGAGCAUGACAACCCCGCGCUGCUACGUGGGGGCCACGGUGCUGCGGGGACGGCUCUACGCCAUCGCUGGGUACGAUGGCAACUCACUGCUGAGCAGCAUUGAGUGCUACGAUCCCAUCAUUGACAACUGGGAAGUGGUGACCUCCCUGGGGAUGCAGCGCUGUGACGCUGGAGUCUGCGUCCUUCGGGAGAAGUGAUCUGGAGGGACCUUGGCAAGAACAUGCUGAAAAGUCUCGGCUGGAGGAAGAGUCCAAAGUGGUUUGCAGUGACUGUUGUUGAGAGUCGUGGAUGCUGUGGAAAUAAGCACCAGACCAGCAGCUUUCUGUGCUGCUUUUGACUAGAGCAUGUGCAUAAACGUGUUAUCUCAGCAGUCAUUCAAAAUCGGGGGCUCUGUGAAGGUUGUGAAGCAGGUCAGGAGAAGCUGCGCUCUCUGCUGUUCCUGUGGCUAAGUCUAUUGGCAGAGCAGAGAUGCCCCCAGCCUUGGUGUCAGCCAACCUCGUGAAUUGCUUCCAAGGAUGUGUACAUACAACUGGGUGGUCUCUUCAGCCACUGCAGUACCACACAGGUCCUGUGGUUGCUUUUGGCCGUGUGGAUGUGUGAGGGUGAACCCAGCUGCUCUUAUGUUUUGGCUACAAAUCAUCUUGUACAUACUGAAUGUUUAAACAUUGCUCCUCAAGCGCACAUCAGUGCAGAGCCAAAUUGAGCGAGCGUGUAUAAGUGGGUCCUGCACUGUAGCUACGUCUGCAGGUUCCUCACAGGUCUGCACACAGGAGUUGCAGAUUUAAGCUGUGAACUACUGAGACCCAGAAGCCCUUGGCUGCAGGGGACAGAGGGCAGGGAGAAAGCUCAUUGCCUGGUGUAGGAGCAGGUCUGCAGCGUUUGUGCUCUGAUCGGGGGCUCAGCAAGGUUCAGCACAUCUCACUUCCCCCCAAAAAGCUUGACAGCAGCUGCAAAGAGCUGCGUUUCCUGGCAGUAGGAGCCUUGCUGUGCUGUGGCAGUGCCUUUGCUCCCACCCCUAUGGGGAGGUCACCUUGGAGAGGUCAAGGCCCUGAAAGCAGGGACACGAUCGCUGCUGUCGCGUGGAUUUUGCUGGUGGGUGAGCGAGUGGGGUUUGCCUGCGGACAGACGUGUCCAGCACAUCCCCAUCAGCCUCUCAAUCCAGUUCAUGGUGUGGAUUUUCCUUUCAUGUAGGAUUGUUCUGCUUCCAGGGCUGUUGUGGGGUGACAUCCAGGACUCCCUCCUGCCCUUUGUUCUCAGCUCUUUAUCCCCCUGCCUUGGAACUCCGCACCCUCUUACAGGAGCUGUCCUUCGCCUGCCCCGAGUGAGAGCUUCGCCGGAGCCCUCCCUCCUCAGCAUGUCCCCUGCCUUGCUGCGUUUCUGGGAGCACGGGCUCCGUGUAGUGCUGCUCGUUGAGCUUACUGCCGACUCCUCGCCUGGGGGACAGGGUGGGAUCAGGGACGUGGUAGCAUGACUCCAUGAAGCACUUUCAGGCACUGCUCUGCCCUUCUGCGUUUGUUUCUCUCCCACCCGUGUUCCGUGGUUUGGUUUCCUAUGUUUAUUUUUUAAUGAAGAUAUAAAGAAUAAAAUAUUUCCUGAGCCAGUG